Messenger RNA from Effrenium voratum, 1486 nucleotides. The record is from the annotation of a GenBank genome assembly. NCBI's taxonomy places the organism in Eukaryota, Dinophyceae, Suessiales, Symbiodiniaceae.
AGCCGUUUUCGCAUGCGCGAACAAAUUCGUUCUGAUGACGCCCAAGAUCUAGCUUGCCACAAUGGCAAUUCCGUUUCAUAAUGCAGUCGACAGUUUGCGACCCAGGUUUGGAAUGCUAUGGCUACUAGUGCUGUUGCAGCUCGCAUUGCAAGCAGGUGCCACAAGCCUCGCUCGAAGGCAGCCAAAAGCGCCCUGCGAGUUUGCCGAGAGCGAGCCGCUCAACUCGUGCGCCAAGGUGAAGCGCGGUGAACAAUUGUGGCAGCAGCACCUGGAAGAGGCCUGGAGUCAUCUUUGCAAGGACAGCCAAACCGCGCCCUACAUGGAUGUUUUCUUGGACAAGCGUUUCCGCCAGAAUUACGAGAAGGCUUACAAUUCAGAUGGUUGGACAGAUGCUGCGUGGGUGAAUUAUGUAGCACUGAAAAAGGCUGGAGAUACAUACGGACAACUCACAGAGAGGCUGGUGGAGUCUGUCCAUCGCUUUUCCAAGCAUCCGAUUGUUGUGGUGAACUUUGGGUUGCAGGAUCCAGGGCUGGAUCCAGCUCGUUUUCCACGCUUGGUGCUGCUUCAUGCCCGAGCCCUUGACCGGGGAGUGUCCUUCAACUUCAACAAGUUUCGGGCCAUUCUGCUGGCUCAGGUCAAGGUUGGGGCAUCGUUGGACUCAGACAUGAUGAUGGCUACACCUCAUGCUGAUCAGCUCCUCCAGCGCACUGAAGAGGAGAUCAACGAGAAGUAUCGAUUUCCUAUGAUGCCCACACACUUCCUAGAUCGCGACCCUCGAGACAGCGAGUCUGGCAAGGGAAAUUUCGCGAAGUACACCUGCGACCAGUGCCCAACGCCAACUAUGCGCUGGGGCCAGGCGCAGCCAACGUGGACUCACUGGUCGCUGAAUUUCGUGAGCCGCUGGCUAGCGGCGAAGAUUGCAGGACGUCCUGAGCAAGGAGUUCCUACAAGGGACAUCAGCGAGGAUGAGGAUUUAUUGAACGUGGCCUUGUGGAAGGAGGGAGCAACCAAGUCCUGGUGUGCUUUCCAGACAGGUGGCAUCAACUUCCUCUGGGAGAAUUUGUAUCCUCAGCAUCCUCCUGGCCCGUCUCCCUACUAUGAUGAUCCGCGAUACUUCCCAGAAGGUGUGCCUGUGGCCUUCUACUUCGGACAUGCAGAGAAGGAUCCAAAGCACAUUGACAAAGCGCUGCAGUACUUGGCGGAGCCAUCAAGGGCAAGCAUGUCGUCACCAAAGCCAUUUUUUCACAACAUGACCUUCUAUGCAUCUUUCAAAGAUCUCGCGAAGGCGAAUCCAAACUUGAAAUGUACGCUCUGAAGAUCCACGAAGCGGGUGUCAAGCCGAGACAGCUGAUGCGACUGCCCCAUAUGCAAAAUUGAGGAAGGUGCGGCUCGCGCCUCCAGUGCGACAAACUUGCACGCGCCAGUUCAGCAUAUCAGUGAGACGGCAGAGGCUUCUGGCAAACCGUCGGCCGGGAAGCAUCGGACU